ACAAAAGCCAUAACUUAAUAUUGAGCGUGUUUACUCCCAGCGUCCCUAGCGUUUGUUAUUCUUUUGCGGUCUGCCUGAUUGGCUAUUGUCCGUUAAUACGCCCCGCCCUCUGUCCAUUUAAGAAGGUCCUCGGAUACAUAGGUCAAACUUCUUUUUUUUUUACAGUCUAUGGGUCAAACCUUAUCAAACUCGUCACUAAUGUCAAUCUAUAUAUGUGGGACGCAUUACAGUUUUCAAAAAGGAGUUUGAUAAAUGUUAAAUAACAAAUUAAAAUUAAAAAACUGCUGAUUCAACCACCACUGCCUCUGAACAAUUUUGUCUGUCUUCCCAGAAUGACAGAUAACGCUGCACUGUAACCCUAAAAGGGCGUUUUAACACUUUGAAAUAUUUGUAGUUGUAAAAGUAAAAAGAAGAUACUUAAAAUAGCCUACUGGAAAUGUGCAGUUUUACCUAUUGCACUUAAAUCCACAUUUCAAAUGAAUGAAUUUAAGUAUACAAACAGCAGUGUGAACUUUUUUAAUAUCCUACCAUUCAAGUGCAAAUACGUAGCUUUUUAGUGAGAAGUCCCGCCUGUAUGAGUUUCAGGAAAUAGCAAUUUACAAAAGCACCUCCUUUGCUUUGUAAAAGCUUUUUGAGAUCACAAGAUCACACAAAUUUCACAGAUUCAGCUAUCAUUACCAAGAGACAUGACAGAGGCCCCAGGGACUGGUAGGAAUCUUUGAUGACUACUAUAGUUUCACUGAAGACAGUCCUGGAACACCAUGCAAUAAUGGCAACACAAAGGCCUUCAGUGAGGUUUUCCUCCCCACCCUGUACAGCAUAGUUUUCAUCAUUGGCUUCAUUGGAAACGGCCUGGUAGUGUGGGUCCUGAUCAGAUACCGUCAAAAAUCCAAUAUGACAGAUGUGUGCCUCUUCAACCUAGCCCUAUCUGACCUAAUCUUUCUUGUGUCACUCCCUUUUUGGGCUCAUGGUGCCAUAGAUGAGUGGAUUUUCGGCAAAUUCAUGUGUCAUACCAUAACAGGUCUGUUCAUGAUAGGUCUCUAUGGCAGCAUCUUCUUCAUGGUCCUUAUGACACUGGAUCGCUAUGUCGUCAUCGUCCAUGCCCACAGUAUCUUUUCCAGAAAUCGGUCUUCAAAAAUGGGUUUGAUUCUCGCCUCAUUUGUAUGGAUACUCAGUCUGCUUGCAUCCCUUCCUAAUAUUAUUUUUGCCAAAGAGGAUAAGACAAGCGGCAAAACUGCCUGUGGAUCAGAUUUUCCCGAAGGUACAGCCUGGAUGUCAUUUACUUACCUUCAGAUGAACUUCCUAAGCUUGAUUAUCCCUCUGAUUAUUAUGAGCUUUUGCUAUUCCCGGAUCAUCCCCACUCUGCUCAGCAUAAAAUCACAAAAAAGGCACAAAGUCAUCAGACUCAUCCUGGCUGUGGUGGCAGUUUAUUUUAUCUUCUGGACUCCAUACAACAUUGUCAUGUUUCUCAUGUUCCUGCAGAGGAAAGGCUACAUGUAUUCUUGCGAAAUUCUUAGUAAUUUGAGCCUUGCCAUGCAGUGGGUGGAAACUAUCGCCUUAAGCCACUGUUGCCUCAACCCUAUCAUCUAUGCCUUUGCCGGACAGAAGUUCAGAGGAGCAGUUCUUAAAGUCCUAAAAGAGCAGUUUCCAUUGUGCUUCAGCCAAUGCACAAAUUUCUCUCGACAGUUAUCUGAACGCAGAAGCUCAGUCUUCUCCAGAUCUUCUGAAUAUUCCGCUACACAAAUUGUAUAGAGCAAAUGGAUUCCUCCAGAGAAUUAUUUUCAUUCAGAGUAGCUCAUAUUUUUGCCAUCCCUAAGUUCCCCUUUUUAUUGAAUGUAUCGAGUUUAUCUAGAAAGUUGUCUUUGUUCUGGUUUUUUUUGACAAUUUUGUUUGACAAUAAUGAUAUAUGUUAAGUAGGAGAAUGCAGAACUUUACACUGUUGCUAAGAUGUUCUUCCUUGUGCGUGUAUAUUGCUUAUAUUGCAUAUAUAUUGGAGAUUUGCAAAUGAUACUGACAAUAGUUGUCAUAUGAAUGAUUUCAUCAGCAAUUUUAAAUAAAACCACUGUUUGUAUUUACAUCAGAAAAAGUGUAAUUUUUCAGUUAUGACUUUUUGAAAUCUUUCUUGAAGAAAUUGUAUUUUAAAUUUAAGUAUAUUUUAAGUUUCGCUUUUAAGGUUUUUUGUGUGUUUUUUAAUA
Molecule: messenger RNA, 2195 nt
Organism: Megalobrama amblycephala (Wuchang bream)
Lineage: Eukaryota; Metazoa; Chordata; Actinopteri; Cypriniformes; Xenocyprididae
Product: C-C chemokine receptor type 2-like
Exons: 2
Coding region: 895-1752 (285 amino acids)
Biological process (GO): G protein-coupled receptor signaling pathway; immune response; chemotaxis
Cellular component (GO): membrane
Molecular function (GO): chemokine receptor activity
Source: RefSeq, a predicted model, not a curated record